Messenger RNA from Sorghum bicolor (sorghum), 1465 nucleotides. RefSeq names its product phospholipase A1-II 6. Gene Ontology annotation, molecular function: glycerophospholipid phospholipase A1 activity. Gene Ontology annotation, biological process: lipid metabolic process. The record is from RefSeq and is a predicted model, not a curated record. The transcript has a single exon. The coding region runs from base 42 to 1268 and encodes 408 amino acids. NCBI's taxonomy places the organism in Eukaryota, Viridiplantae, Streptophyta, Magnoliopsida, Poales, Poaceae.
GAAGCAGCACCAGCAAGGCGACUACGAGCACCACCAGCAACAUGAUGUCCAACCACGGCGGCCUCGGCGACACGGCCCGGCGGUGGCGCGAGCUCCACGGCGUCGGCGGCGACAACAGCGGCUGGGCGGGGCUGCUGGACCCGCUGGACCUCGACCUGCGCCGCACCGUGCUCCGCUACGGCGAGAUGGCGCAGGCGACCUACGACGCCUUCAACCGCGAGCGUUCGUCGCCGCACGCGGGUCUGUCCCGCUUCGCCAGGGCGCGCUUCUUCGACCGGGUGCGGCUGCCGGCGCACGCCGCCGCGUACCGGGUCACCAGGUUCCUGUACGCCACGUCGUCGGUGGCUUUGCCGGACGCCUUCAUGCUGAGGUCCGUGUCCAGGUCGCGCCGGUGCAGGGAGUCCAACUGGAUCGGCUACGUCGCGGUGGCCACCGACGAAGGGAAGGCCGCGCUGGGCCGCCGCGACGUCGUCGUCGUGUGGCGCGGCACCAUGCAGAAGCUGGAGUGGGCCGACGACCUCGAGUUCCCCAUGGUGUCGACCAAAGGCCUCCUCGGCGAUGGCCAGGCCGCCUGCGAUGCCAUGGUGCACCGUGGCUGGCUGUCCAUGUACACCUCCAUCGACCCGGCGUCCAGCCACAACCAGGACAGCGCGCGGCACCAGGCGCUGAGCGAGGUGCGGAGGCUGGUGGACGCGUACAGCGACGAGGAGCGCAGCAUCACCGUCGUGGGACACAGCCUCGGCGCGGCGCUCGCCACGCUCAACGCGUUCGACAUCGCCGCCAACGGCUACAACGUGGCGACGGGCGCGGCGGCCUGCCCGGUGACCGCGUUCGCGUUCGCCAGCCCGCGCGUCGGCGGCGGCGGCUUCAAGAAGCGGUUCGACGCCGUGCCGGGGCUGCGUCUCCUGCGCGUCCGGAACGCCCGCGACGUCGUGCCCAAGUACCCGAUCGUGUUCUACCACGACGUCGGCGCGGAGCUCGCGAUCGACACGGGGGAGUCGCCGUACCUGAGGAGCCCCGGGCGCGAGCAUACCUGGCACAACCUCGAGGUGUACCUGCACGGCGUGGCGGGCACGCGGGGCGCGCGCGGAGGGUUCGAGCUCGCCGUGGCGCGGGACGUGGCGCUGGUGAACAAGCUAUACGACGUGCUGUGGGACGACUACGGGGUGCCGCCUGGGUGGUGGGUGCCGCUGAACAAGGGCAUGGUGGAGGGCGCCGACGGGCGCUGGAGCUUGAUGGACUGCGAGGAGGACGAGGAAGAUGAGUAGACGGCGAAGGGAAGCCGGAAGGAACACUUGCCAUGCAGGCAGCUUUAAUUUGUGUGUUUGUGCAUGAUUAUUGUUACUAUUAGAUGUCGAAAGGACAAAACCCAUACUGUUGAUUGACAGACAAGUAGUCAUUUGGUUAUGCAUGGGGAUGUUCCCUAUAUCUAUGUCACCUAAAGCAACUAAAGAAAUGAUUUAAG